AUGUCAAAAACGCUUGUAUAUCAAACAAAUAAAGAAUUUGAUAAAUGUGCUGAGCUCUUACGAAGUAUUAUAAAUGCACAAGAAUCACGUCGAGAUUCAUCAUCACCAAAUAUUCAUAAAGACAAUCGAAAAGAAAAGCAAAAAUCUUCGACGGCAAACACACGAUUAAAAAAACAGAAUAGUAAAAUAAAUGUUACUAAAACGUCUUUCAUUAAAACAAAUGAUACAAAUACUUUCGAUACACAUGAACAUCGAUUAUCUUAUUCACCAAAUAAAAUAUUCUAUCCAAUAAAAGAGGAAGUAUCACCUUCAAAGAAUCGUCUAAGUCCAACUAAAUCUCGUAAACAUACAACACGUUCACCAUCUCCAUCUCAAACUAAUCAUCAACGUUUAACAUCAUCAUCAUUAAUAAAUAAUAAAUCUCGACAAAAAACUUCACAUCAUCUUCAUCAGAAUGAAAAUAAAGAAGAAUUCGUACGAAGUUCAUCUUGUAGUGAUUUAUCGUCAUUAAAAUCUGAUUUUAUGCAAAAAGAACAAACAAGACUUGUUUUCGAUCGAUUUCUUACAUAUUUAACACGUAUACAAACAAUUUCCAAACAAAUUCGUAUUCAGAAUUUUAAUGAUUCUGAAAGUCAUUAUUUAUGGAAUGAACUCGAAAAUUCUCUUUCAUCAGCUAUAUCCUAUGCUAAAAAUGAUAUACAAUUUCAAUUAUCAUUAGCACCAUUACGAAAUGAAAUACUUGAAUUACGAAAACAAUUACAAACAGCAAAUGUUCAUUUGCAUGAAUAUGAUCUAACACAACGUCAUAAAGAUCAAUAUAUUUAUUUACAAAAGAAAUUUGAUACAAAUCAAAUUCAAUAUACUCAAUUAUUAUUACAUAAUGAACAAUUAAAAAAUAAAUGUCAUUUAUUACAAGAUAAACUUGAUAAUUUAGAACGAAAUAAUAUUCAUCUUGUACAACGAUUAACUCAACAAGAUAUUCGUUCUAUUGCUCAACGUACAGAAUGGAAUUUAACUGAUAAUCGUUUUCUUCUACGUGAAGAAAUUAUUUUUUUAAAAGAAAAAUUAUAUCAUGUUUAUGAUGAUGUUGCAACAUUAUUUAAUCGAAAUCAUUCUCUCGAAUCAGAUUUACGCGAAGAAAAAAAACAAAUUUUCAUUUAUGAACAACAAUUUAAAAAUUUAAAACAAACAGCACAAUAUCUUUUAUAUGAUCUUGAUAAUCGUUCGUUUGAGGAAAAAAUUAAACAAUUUUUAAAUAAUAUUCUUAAUGAUAAAUAUCAUGAAAGAAUAAAUACAAGUUCUUAUCAUCAUCAUCAAGCUCAUAUGACUCCAACAAGAUCUGUAGAUUCCAGUUCAUUAUUUUUUGAAACACCUCAUAAAUCAACUCAACCUACAACAUAUCGAAGAGAAAAAAAAUUUCGACCAAAAUCACUUUUUAUAACUCCAACUAUUUUAAAUGAUUCGAAAAUUCUUUCAAAAUUUCGUGAUCAUCGAAGUCCAACCAUUGAUAUUACACAAUGUUCAUCUUCGACAAUUGAUGAUGCAGAUUCAACAUUGACAUCUUCAUCAUCAGAAUCAUUACAUUAUCAACAACGAAAACGGAAUACUUUAUAUAAUAGUUUACCACUAUUAAAUCAACCUCCAAAUAUUGAUAUGACAAGGUUUAAUCAAAUGUACAAUAAUAAUGAGAGUAGUCCUGAAUUUGAUGAAAUAUCAAAUUUAACCUCAAAAAUAUUUAGUUCAGAAAAUGAUGAUGAUAUUCCUAUUCGUGAUAUAAAUAUUUCAACAACUUCAUCAUCAACUAUGACUUCCGAUGCUGAAAAACUCAUAUCUAUGUAA
This is a messenger RNA of Adineta steineri, 1839 nucleotides long. The record is from the annotation of a GenBank genome assembly. Lineage: Eukaryota; Metazoa; Rotifera; Eurotatoria; Adinetida; Adinetidae.